AGGACAUCAAGAAGAAGAGUACUGUUUGUUUUCAUCAUAAUAAAAACUGUAAUUUAGUUGCGGUAGAUAUGUGAAUCCUUGAACCUCUGAGCGCGACUGGAUCCUCUGACAUCACAUGGUGGUAGUGGCUUUAAUAUUAGUCUCAAUUGCGUCUUUUAAAGGAUUAGUGACUUAGAAGGUUGCUGUUACACCAUGGAGAAGAUGAGUGGGUUCCCAUGAGGUGAACUUAACGGUUAUAGAAACUCCGCAACUUUACUUCUGUCUGCCGUUAUGUCUGCCGUGUUUUACAGUAUUUUAAAAUCUACGACAGGUUUGAUAAGGUUUCAGGUCAGGAGAUUUGGGUUUAACACUCCUCGUCUAAAAACAUCUAACCUCAGUAUGAUGGCUCAGAAGGCAGCGAGGCUCGAUGCUUCCUGCUCCAGGUGUCUGUCAGGUUCAACAGAGACUCGACCUGCUCCAGUAAAGAGGGUCUCCAUCGAGGGAAACAUCGCUGUUGGAAAGUCGACCUUUGCCAGACUCCUGCAGUCAUCUUGUCCAGACUGGGAGGUGAUGGCAGAGCCUGUCAGUAAGUGGCAGAACAUAGAGAGUGGGACGUCAAAGGGAACAGCUGGAGCGUCUCCACAGACGACAGUCAGCAACCUGCUACAGAUGAUGUAUGAGGACCCUCAGCGCUGGUCGUACACAUUUCAGACGUUUUCGUGUAUGACCCGGCUGAGGACACAGCUGCAGCCUCCUCCAGCCCGCCUGCUCAGCUCAGAGGGAAUGCCUGUACAGGUGUAUGAACGCUCUGUGUACAGCGACAGGUACAUCUUUGCUCUGAACAUGUUUGAGCUGGGGUGUAUAAACUCCACUGAGUGGGCUGUCUAUCAGGACUGGCACUCCCUCCUGGUGGAGCAGUUUGGACACCAGGUGGAGCUGGAGGGCAUCAUCUACCUCAGAGCUCCUCCAAAGAAAUGUUUGGAGCGUCUGGAGCGUCGGGGAAGGGCGGAGGAGAAAGGAGUGCAGCUAGAAUAUCUGGAUAAGCUGCACAUUCAACAUGAGAAGUGGCUCGUUGAGAAGAGCACAGAAAUUCAUUUUGAGAAGUUGAAGCAGAUUCCUGUGCUGCAACUCGACGCCAGCGUGGAAUUUCAGAGUGACCCAGAGGUUCGAGAACAAUUCAUAACAAAGGUAAAGAACUUCUUCAACGCUUUAUGAAAGGACAACAAGUUUAAAAGAUGAAACCAAUCAGAGCUCAGACAGUCAAGUGUGUUCUCCUGAAGGAAAUACGUUUCAAAGAUUUUUGAUAAGCCGUAGUAUCCCCAGGACCAUGACCUCAGUCCAUACAUGGACUGACCUUUGACCAAUUUGUUACUUCUAAACUUAUAUGCUUGUUUAUUUGUAUGUUGUGAUGUUCACUGUGUUGUUGAAGUUCUCCAUUCAUCGUAUUUUAAUUUCAUUUGAAAUGGAAAGAACUGUUUCUCUCUCAAACACAACAAUACACCUUUAAAGUGAGUAAAAUGCAGAUAUUAUUGUGAUUUUACAUCCUCUGUAUAUGUUAGGGAACAAAGUUUACUGAGCAAUGUUUUCUACUGUGGAACCAAUGAAAAAGAAGUUUGUAUUGAGAGAUUAUUGUCAUUAAAAAGUGCUUUUU
This is a messenger RNA of Cheilinus undulatus (humphead wrasse), 1630 nucleotides long. RefSeq names its product deoxyguanosine kinase (gene dguok). Bases 271 to 1194 code for a protein of 307 amino acids. Gene Ontology annotation, molecular function: deoxynucleoside kinase activity. NCBI's taxonomy places the organism in Eukaryota, Metazoa, Chordata, Actinopteri, Labriformes, Labridae. Gene Ontology annotation, cellular component: cytoplasm; mitochondrion. The record is from RefSeq and is a predicted model, not a curated record. The transcript is spliced from 7 exons.